Molecule: messenger RNA, 1777 nt
Organism: Coturnix japonica (Japanese quail)
Lineage: Eukaryota; Metazoa; Chordata; Aves; Galliformes; Phasianidae
Gene: CYTIP
Product: cytohesin 1 interacting protein
Biological process (GO): regulation of cell adhesion
Cellular component (GO): cell cortex
Molecular function (GO): protein binding
Source: RefSeq, a predicted model, not a curated record
UGUGGCUGGAAAAUCAUGCGCUGAAGCCGUUGUCCAAAGAAAGCAUUAUUUUCCUGCCUUUGCCAAAAGGAAAUCUGAGCAAAGCAAGGGAGGCCGAGCAAGUGAAAGAAUGAACAAGCUGAGCUCGGGCGAGUGUCUAAAGCAAACAGUUCUUUAAGGACACGCUAUUACAGCAAGUAGGAUCUGUUCAGUAAGAAUCGUUACUAUGUGCAGGGACGGAAAAAUUAAGCAGAUUUCUGUAGCUGCCAAGCCUAGUUCUUAACUCCUGUAUGAGCACAAACACACGGAGCAGCCCUGGUGAGCUGCAAGAAGAGAUUUAUGUAAUGUGCACCUAAACCACAAGUCACAUGGCCCGCUUUCCGUUUUCAUACUUUCUGGUUGCUCAGAGAGGAGUGCACCCAAACUCCAGCUCCGCGCCUUGCCAUGCCGCGCUGAGUGCCCUGCCAGCAGGAUGUCCCUGCGGCGGCUCGCCCAGCACAACCAGCGCUCCAGCAGUGGGGAUCGGGGUGUGCAGAUGGACAGCAGGCGGUUGCAGCAGCUGGUCAGCACGGUGGGGACGCUGCCGCGGAGCCGCAAGCAGCUCGCUCUGACCAGAUCCAGCUCCCUGGGGGACUGCUCCCAGCCACAGAGACACUUCAUUUCUAUAUUGAAAGAAGAUAAGGAGACGUUUGGGUUUGAAAUCCAGACACUUAGAUUUCCAAACCAAACCGAUUACUCCCUGGAGGUAUGCACUUGUGUCUGCAAAAUCCAAGAGGAAAGUCCUGCCCAUUUUUCUGGCCUUCAAAUUGGUGAUAUUCUUGCCAAUGUCAACGGAGUGAACACUGAUGGUUUUAGUCACAAGCAAAUUGUAGACUUGAUAAAGUCUUCAGGGAACUAUUUAAGGCUGGAGACUGUCAACGGGGCCCUGUUCCUGAGGAAGACAGAGCUGGAGACCAAGCUGCAUCUGCUGAAGCAAACUCUGCAGCAGAAGUGGGUGGAGUUGCGCUCCCUGCACUUACGGGAACAGCGUUUGCUGCACGGGGAGGUGAAUGACAACGCUCUGCUGGGGCUGGAAGAAGCCAGCUUAUUUGGGGACUGCAUGCCAGGACCGCUGUCUCUAAGCAAGACCCGCUUCUCCAGUGAGAGCAGCUCCCGGAGCCGCCUGAGCUCCAUGACCCUGGAUAGUGAGGACAGCUUCUACCAGAGCGGUGCCUUCGACGACUCCGCGGCAGAGAGCCUGAGCCGCCAGUCCAGCGUGGAUGACGACUGCUUCCUGCCCAGGGAUGGUGACGGCACGGCCGGGAGGUGCUCCCUGCGCAGACACCGCAGCAUCAGCCUGGCCAGCAGCGGCUCCAUGUCCCCGCUGUGGGAGAGUGGCGGCAGCUCCAGCAGCUUUGGGACGCUCCCGAGGAAGAGCAGGAGACCCAGCGUCCGAAAGCAGCUCCUGAAAUUCAUUCCAGGUCUUCACCGGGCGCUGGAGGAGGAGGAAAGCCGCGUGUGACACCGCAGCCCCCAGGAGCCUGCAGUUGUUCCUUACCCACACGGCCUUACAGCAGGACUGAUGGUAUUUAAAAGGCUCUGGUUUAUUAAUUAUUUAAAUUUUUGAUUGGAGUGAAUCGUGGACUUCUUCAUUAACAUAAAAAAUGGCUAGCUCCGAGAGGUGAAGGACUUUGAAGACUCCCUCAGCAUAUGUAGUGUUAAUGAUGGGUUUUAAUCGAGUGCAAAUUUUCUAAGUAUUUAUUUUCUGUUACCAAAGUCAGUCUUCAGAGGUCUUCAAUAAAGCAAGAGCUUCUACUCA